AUGCCUACAGGAGAGUCUCUGCACAAUGAUUGCAACCAGAUAUUAAUCCACUUCCCUGAUUUUGACAAGAAAAUCACUGGAAAGCUGUUUCCUCUGCCUCUUCUCUACAUUGGAAACCAUAUAAGUGGCUUAUCAAGCACAAGUAAAUUAAGCUCUGACCUCGCAUUCAACUUGGAAGACUAUGUCUUUUUUGUGUUCUUGAAUGAUGUCUUCACAGCAGCAAAUGGAGUUUAUACCAAAUAGAAAAUGGACCCGAAUGAGCUGUGGAACUAUGGAGUGCUUUUCUACAGUGCCUGCUUCAUGAUCUUCCCAACUGCUAUUAUUAGUGUUUCCGCUGGAGACUUUCAGCAGCUGAGCUGUCUCAUUGGGUUUCUGCUGAUGAACUCCACAGUUCUUUGCAGCUAUUCCAUCUCGGCUCUGACCACAGCAGUGGUUGGAGCUAUCAAGAAAGUAUUGGUUGCGUACAUUCGGAGGUUCAUUGAUGGAGACUACAAUUCCUCUCUCUUAAACUUUACAGGGUUAAGUAUUUGGUUUAUUGAAAAUAUGACAGAACAGAUUUAA
Messenger RNA from Acomys russatus (golden spiny mouse), 561 nucleotides. It is a transcript of the gene Slc35d2, whose product is annotated as solute carrier family 35 member D2. Lineage: Eukaryota; Metazoa; Chordata; Mammalia; Rodentia; Muridae. Gene Ontology annotation, molecular function: antiporter activity; GDP-fucose transmembrane transporter activity. The record is from RefSeq and is a predicted model, not a curated record. Gene Ontology annotation, cellular component: Golgi apparatus.